Messenger RNA from Pelagomonas calceolata, 2235 nucleotides. The record is from the annotation of a GenBank genome assembly. NCBI's taxonomy places the organism in Eukaryota, Pelagophyceae, Pelagomonadales, Pelagomonadaceae.
CGACGCUCGACGCGAAACGCCGUCGCCGCGGGCACGCAGACGCAUUGCAGGCGAGCGGAUCGACCGUUCCGCAGCGCCGCGCCAGCCUGAGCCAUCAUGGGCUGCCCCCACGCAUGGCUGGUGCUCCUCACCCUAGCAAAGGCAGCCGACGAGCGCGGCGCCUGGUGGGCCUACCGUUCUACGAAUGAUGAUAUUGAUCUGAAAAAAUCCGUCUCGCUCAUCAAGGAAAUACCGAUAAAGAAGUACGAGAUGAGCCAUGAUACCAUCCAGGGUCGAGUGCACUAUGGUGUAUUAGCCAAAGACGCGGAAGCGAUACUGGCUGCUCCGUAUGGUGAGGUAGUAACGAGAGAAGAAGCGGUACCGGGCGCGAAAGGCGGCUUGACGCGGCGCGUCGUCGAUACGACUGUCGUGUUUACGCAUGCCUUAGCUACCUUACAGUACCUGGCUAGUGCAGUACCGGACGCCGUGAACCUCUCGGCGCCUCUCAAUGAGUCGCACUUCUCGACGACUUCCCUGCUAAGUGAGGUCGAGGACUACGUGUUGCAGGCGAACUGGUCGACGGCGGCUCGAUUACGACCGAUCCGCGAACUGGCCGAGGAGGAGACCGCCGCUUUAAGGACGCGACUGACGAAUAUUGAACAUAGGAUGCGGCGGAACGCCGAUGUGACGGACUACGAAUUUGCUACUAGAAAUGCGACGGCCGCCAUCGCCGAUGCUUUAGCCAUCGAUCGCAGCGAGAUGGACCAUAGACUAGGUUUGAUUGCUCUAGAUGACGCGGCGAACGCCACCAGGGAAGCGGAGAAGAUCCUGGAAGCUCUUAGAAGGUCGACGCAGCUCGCGAAGCUCCUCGACGAGUUCACCGUAGCUGAAGCGAGAGAAAAACUCAGAGAAGAAACGGCUGUUGAAGUGGCGCGAGAACAGGAAAGACAAAAAGCAGAGGCGGAGCGAUUAAAUGAAGACGUUUCUCUCAGGAUGAUCCGGGCGCGCGGCGCGGAGACGCGGCAGAAGCUCCUGGAGGCGAUCACGGCCGUCGCCGCGGAGGUGCAAAGAGCCGCGGAGUCGCUCAAGACCCAUCCUGAAAGGUUACGACGGUUCGUGUUCGGGCUGAUCGGUCUAGCUGCUGGGUACUUUACGACGCGGGAAGCUGCUUUGUUGGCGAGGCGUCUCCUGACGCAGUAUUUGAUGCGGCCCGCUUUAGUGAGAGAGAGUUCGUUCUCCAUGUCCGGGCUGCUGGUCUGGUCUUUAGGCUUGGUCUGGAAGCUCCUCAUGACGCUCCUACUCUUCAGGAGAGGUCCCGGCCACGACGGCGACGUCACGGUCGGGCAAGGUGGCGUCGAGAAGACGACCAAAAUCACCGACGGCAUUAUACUGCCAGAAGACCUCGGAAAAAGGUUAGACCAGCUCGCGAAAUCUAUUAGGGGCGCCCGCAAGCUGCGAGCACCUCUACGACACUUACUGUUGUUCGGUCCCCCAGGAACGGGCAAGACGAUGGUCGCGCGGCGCUUGUCCCAGAUUUCGGGUUUAGAUUGGGCUAUUAUGUCCGGCGGCGACGUCGGGCCGCUCGGAGCUGCUGCGUCGACCGAAAUUCAUGCCAUCCUGAACUGGGCGCGACGAAGCCCCAAAGGGUUACUGCUGUUCGUGGACGAGGCCGAGGCGGCUUUAUGCGAUCGCGGGCGGCCUGAUUUAAGUGAGGAGGCCAUUUCUGCAUUGAACGCGUUUCUCUUCCACACGUCGGAUCCCUCGUACACCUUCAUGCUCGUGCUCGCGACGAAUCGACCCGGUGACCUGGACGCGGCGGUGCUGGAUCGCGUCGACGAGGCCGUGGAGAUCCCGCUGCCGGACGAGGGCGCGCGCGAAAAGUUACUGCACUUAUACUUCGCGAUGGCGUUCGAUCGCCCGGCGCCUUCCACGAGACUGGGCCGUUUGUUAGAUCGAAUACUAAAGCGGUUCCGGGCGCCGGACGUGUGCAUUGCAUUGGAUCGGAAGGAGGCCAUCCGCGCCCUGGCGAAGAAGACGGAGGGCUAUUCCGGCCGCGAGUGCUCGAAGCUCAUGCUGUCCGUGCAGGGCGCCGUCUACGCGACGGAGCGGCGCGCGUCCGGCGAGCUCGUGCUCGACGAUGAAUUGUGGCAUCGCACGGUGCGCUGGAAGCUCGAGGAGGUGAAGCCGCGGGCGGCGAAGGCGGUGGCUGAUUUGCGGGUCGCCGUCGAGUGAGUAAUGCUAUCUGUUGUUUCUUAA